AUGAGUUCCCGCUUGACUCGAUCGUCUGCCCACGGACUGAGGCGACAGGCUUCAGGUCCACGGGAUGAAGAAGACGAUGUCGAUAUGGGAGGUCCCGCCCCAGUAUCCGACGACACCGACCCGUUCUCCGAAGACGACGAAGACAUGGAUGUAGAUAGUGAAGAGGACGAAGAAGAGAUGGAUGUAGAUAGCGAAGAGGGCGAAGAGGAAGAAGAUGAACUUACGGAUAGCUCUCUCCCCGACCCGGAUAGCGAAAAGGAAGACGAGGGGAAAAAACGCAAGGGAGGAGGCAAGGCGACAAAUGAAGAAAAUAUCGAAGCGAUUACGAAGGCGUACGCCGCGCUUCCCGCCGAACUUCGCACAUUAGCAAGAGACGGCCCAGCAAGGGUACAGAGAACAGCCAAGAAGUCCAGAGCUUAUAUCGCUAAGCACAAAGGCCAGCUCGAAUCGAUGGAAGACCUUUACAGCCUGAUGCCGACCGACGAAGUGCAGAUCGGCGAAGUAUGGACGCAGGCGUUGGAAGACGAGUUCCAGCAGGGCUUAGCCCAAGAUCCCUACCUGGCCUACAUAGAUGGCAGCACCCUUCCGAAGUCGAACGAGAGGUACAUCCCCAUGUGGAAGAAGAUAUGCCGCCUGAGACGCGUAUUCCCGCCCAAUGUCAUAUCUCCUCUGAACUACCUCGAGUACGGCGCCACCGCCCGCGUGGAGCUGCCCGACGGGACGACGAGACCAGAUCCUGUCUGGUCCUCGUCAUUCUGCGAGCGGCUGACGAGACUGGUGCUCGGAGGCCCCUGGGGAGAUGAUAUGGAACAGCUGGCCACGUUCGUGCGGUACGCGUCGGCCUGUCGUAUGGACGACCGUCGCCCCAUACCUCUCUUCGUGCUCAACAACGAGGGUUCUUCGUUCGUACGUCAGAUAUGCGAGAAGUUUAUGCAUAACCGCGAUCCUGGAAAGACGAUUCCGCGGGCCCACCAAGACGCGCGCCGAGCGGUUCGGUCGUCAGGCCAUAAACUGCCUUGGGAGUCUCAGAUGAUGCGUAGCAUAGAGAAGCUAGCCUUCGAGCGGUCAGAACAGCUGCCCAGAGACGAGGACGAGGACGAGGACGAAUAUCGGAUUUAUUCCGUCACGACCGAGGACCUCCGCAUGGUCGAGCGCGCCGUAAGCAACUGUAAGGACCUCGGCCGGCCCCUGUUCGCCUCUGUGAGAGAUACUUGUCGUAUCGUCUCUCACGGAAGGAGUUUCGACUACCCUAAAACUUACGAGCACGUCAAGAUCCUGCAGAAAAGGAUUUACGUAGAAGAGAAGAGGGGCUUGGAGAAGAGACGUUUGGAGCAGAUACUUCCGGUGGAUAGCCCAGUAAGUUCGCCGGUCUGA
Molecule: messenger RNA, 1374 nt
Organism: Daldinia vernicosa
Lineage: Eukaryota; Fungi; Ascomycota; Sordariomycetes; Xylariales; Hypoxylaceae
Exons: 1
Coding region: 1-1374 (457 amino acids)
Source: RefSeq, a predicted model, not a curated record